GUGCUGAAAUGGUUCCUGUUUACAAGAAAUUUACACAUGGUCUAUGGAUGUGGACAGACAUACGGAGAUAGCUGUGGGAUUCAGAUGGUUUGCUCUCAAGCACCCCUUGAAAGGACCAAGACAUGAAGGUGCAGAGGCUGUUGUUCCUGGUGCUCUUGCUGCCGUGUCCCGGUUCCCCAAACCCAAAUGUUCCAGAGGAGUUUAUCCAGGUCCUUCAUGGAUGUACAAUAGAAGUCAGUGACUUCUUACCUACUCUUGUCCAUGUUGUGCCUGACCGUUUCCUUCUUGGCCCUGAUGGGGUUGGAGUUCUAUGGAAACUUCCCAUUAUCACUGCCCCCUUGGGAGUUUGUGUCUUUCUCAUUUAUAUCUGGAGAACCAUCCUCGCUAUAAAGCCUCGGCGAUAUGAAGUAACCUUACAACAAAUAAAUGAGAAGAUCCAUCGACUUAGGACAGAAAACAGGGAGCUUGCUCAGGAAAUAUCCCUUUGGGAGCUGAAGAUCCGGGAAGGCAAGAAGCAUGUUGCAGAAACUAAGAGUGAACAUAAGUUUCUCUCUGAGGAAGUUCUUAAAUUGAAGGAGAACAUCGAAAAGGUUGACGAAGUUAAUGAAAAUUUAAAUGACACCCUUCGUUGGGCACUGGCUCACUUGCAAACUGAGAGAGAGAAGAAGGUCAAGAAUCAGGAUGUGGCCCAAGAUGCAUUCGAGGAUGGAGAGCAGAGAGCCUUUAGGGCCAAAAAACGAGAACUGCAGGAAUGUCGACGAUUGUUGGAAGACCAUUGCAAUGCCCUGAGUUCUUUGAAAACAACUCAAGAAGCCGAACUGAAAAUGCUGAGGAGGAAAGUGGAUAUCGUGGUGGAUUUCUCUAAACAAAGACAAGCGGCUGCCGAAGAGAAGGUUGCAAAGACCCGCUGUGACCUGGAGGCAACAGAGAGUCAGCUGUCCGCUGCCAUGGAAAAUCUGAAAGGAAUCACAGAAGCAACGGACAAGUACAAGCAAGAAAUUGGAGAGAUGCAAGAUCAGCUGCAGGAGGCAGAGCUCACCUUCCAACACAAGAUCGCAGCUCAUGAGAGAAGUGCUCUAGAUAAUUGGAUCAAGGCUCAGGUUUGGGAGAGGAAGAUAGUGCAGCAGAGGAGGGAGAACGCCUAUGUGAAACACAGACUGCACAUGAUGAGGAGAGAGAUGCUGCCUGAGGGAUCCAUGAGGCAGGAACCGAUGCCGGGAAGACCUGAGACACAGAACCGUGUGCAGAGAGGGCUUUGGUCUGAUGCUGAAACUGGUGGGUCUCCCAUGGGGAACAGGGGCACCGAGCCUCACAGAGACCCAGGGAUGAGCAAGGUCGGUACAGAUGUGAGAGGGUUUCCUCAUGCUCCAAGGCCCCCCCAUAUGCCCUACCACAUGGGGCAGGGUUUACCAGGCUUCCCUGGCUAUGGGCCACCUCCACCUCCUCCACAUGGGUGGACAUGGGGGCCUCAACCACAGCUCAUUCCUGCUACACAUGGGCUUCGGUCGUAUUCAGAAACCUGUGGCUCUCAAGGGGACAACAGUGGCACCCCGCCCAAGAAGGUCCCACAGAAGGACUAGAACCCUGUGGAUGCAAGAGGACCUGCUCCUGUACCCGGCCCACUGGGUCCACCAUACCCCAUGGAUCCCCCUUCAUCACCAUCCUGGGGCCCUGGGGCACAUCUCCCUCCACCCACCCAGUGGUCUCUGCAUCCUUACCCUGCACACGAACCUACACCACAGGGUUUGAUGAUAUGAAUUGUAUGAUUUGACUUAUAAUCUGUAUUGUCUUCUUUCUUAUUGAGUUGGUGGGGCAAAGGCCAAGUUUGUGCUGAGGCCUUGACAUUGGGAGGGGAAAACCACCUGGGGGCGCUGUAACAUCCUGAAGUUUCUCAGGACAUACAGGUGUUGUGCUGGGCUAUUUCCACACACUGAGCGGGGGGAGGUGCCGUUGUUGGGAAGGAAGUGUCUCUAUCGCACAAUGGCAGACAUAUAUUUCUUACCGUCGGGCACGUCCAGAGUCCACAGUUGUUGUUCUGGGCGGGAUGAAACACACCUCUCACUUUGUUUUCAGCGUGUUGAGUUUAAGCUCUCAUUUCCUCAGUUAUAUAAACACCUGAAGCAGGGCUAUGGUCCCUUGAUUAAUCAUUAGGGCAGGGGUCUGUCCCUUGUCCUCGGCAGUCAGUGGAUACUUGUGGGAAACCCUCUUGUCCGGUAAGGGAGGUGAGAGUGAGAAACAGUGGCAGAUGCUGGAGGCAGGUGUAGAUGGUUUGUUGGAAUGUUGCUCAGUCACUUCCAGUGGGAUGGUCUUCCGUCUUUUCUCUGACGUGGGUCAGAUACAGACGCUGGGGCAUCCUCCAUAAGGAAUAGCAGUCCUGCAUGCAGGCCUCUCAUGUUAUGGGAGAGUGAAUGUUGCUAAGGACAUGAUCACUUUCUUCAGGUUGCUCAGGAGACGCCUUUGAGGGACUUUGUCUUUCACUCAUACUGAGGUGGUUGGCAGGUCCCUUUCUGGUGAAGGAGAGCCGCUCUUCUCCAAAAGCUGGGCACAGCAGGUAUGCGCAUGCACACUGUGCAGAGACGCUAUUCUGUGCUCUGGGAGGGAUGAGGAGGGAACUUCAGGUGUCUGAGAGCAACGAGGGACACAUUCAUUAAACGACAGAGAGGUUGUGUUCCGUAUAAGGGAAGCCCCAGCGAUGGAUCUGAAGGACCAGAGAGGGAGCCAUGAGUCACUAGAAACAGGAGGCUGUGGUUGAGAAGGAUGGAGGUGCUCAGGGGAGUGGAUGGGCCUCUCUCGGGUAGAGCGGAGGCCGUUCCUGCAGGCCAGCAGCUUGAGCAGUGAGUGUGAGGACACCGUGAGAUCCACACUGAGCUGCUGCCUGUGUCCAUCACACAGCGUGGAUGAUGCAAUUAUUUGUAUCAGAACGUCAUGGUUGCCAUAAAGCUGUUCGUUCAUAAUCUAUAAGGAUUGUUGUUUCCUCUGAAUUUCUGAAGGUUCUGAACUGGGUGAAAGAAUGUGGUGGAGACUUGGGAAAUUGAACUCGGUUCCUUUGGGGAAUCUUGUCUGCCUGAGUUUGUGGGCCCCAGUGAGAAAAAGUGAAGACGGGACCAAGACCAGCAGAGUGGCUGCCUUGGCCUUCAGCCUGAGUCAGACUCUUCGUGGGGAAUUCAGGAUUGACCAGGAGCCACCCUCGCUGGAUCCCUGUCACUACGCCUCUGCAUCUGAGUCACCGCCGUGCCUUCACUUUGAUUCUCCCUGAACUUUGGUCACAGUAUCCUGUGGAUUUACCUGUAUUCCUGCCUGAAUGCCUUGUUAGUGUAGAAGAAAGCAACUAAUUUCUGUACAUUGAUUUUGUAUCCUGCCACAUUACUGAAUUGCUGUAUGAGUUCUAGUAAUGUGGGGUUGAAUCUUGGGUUUUCCACAUAAAGUAUCAUGUCAUCUGUGAAAAGAGAGAGUUUGACUUCUUUGCCAGUUUGAAUACCUUUUAUUUCUGUUUGUUGUCUGAUUGCUGUUGCUAGGACUUCUAGUACUAUGUUGAACAGUAGUGGCGAGGGUGGGUAUCCUUGACGUGUUCCUGAUCUUAAGGGAAAGGCUUUUCCCCAUUGAGGAUGAUAUUCACUGUGGGUUUUUCAUAGAUGGAUUUUAUGAACUUGAGGAAUGUUCCCUCUAUCCCUAUACUCUGAAGAGUUUUAAUCAGGAAAGGAUGCUGUACUUUGUCACAUGCUUUUUCUGCAUCAAUUGAGA
Molecule: messenger RNA, 3741 nt
Organism: Mirounga angustirostris (Northern elephant seal)
Lineage: Eukaryota; Metazoa; Chordata; Mammalia; Carnivora; Phocidae
Product: transport and Golgi organization protein 1 homolog
Exons: 20
Coding region: 123-1580 (485 amino acids)
Biological process (GO): vesicle cargo loading; protein secretion; endoplasmic reticulum to Golgi vesicle-mediated transport
Cellular component (GO): endoplasmic reticulum exit site; endoplasmic reticulum membrane
Source: RefSeq, a predicted model, not a curated record